AUGAGCAACUCAUCGAGUGAAAUAGCUUAUCUCAACUAUUUAUCUCGAGCUACCGUUGGAUAUGGGGGUCUAAUACUCCUCAUCCUUGGUACAAUUGGCAAUUCCAUCAACAUGGUCAUAUUUUCUUAUCUCCCUCAAUUUAAUAAAGGUCCAUCAUCCAUUUUCCUUCGAUUUUCAUUCUUUGGUAGUCAAGUAAAUCUGCUUACUAUUUUGCUGGCUCAAAUCGUUGCUCAACUUAGUGGAGUUGAUCCACUUGUUACCUAUCUUAUUCUUUGUAAAUUACGAUGGUUUAUUGGAAGCAGUAGUGCCACUAUCGGACUUUAUUGUUUAUGUUUGGCAGCUAUCAAUCAAUAUCUUCUUACAUCUCACAACUUUCGACACCAUCGGUGGAUCAAUCGAAAACGGGCAUUACUGAUGAGUAUAUGUGCUGUCAUAUUUUGUAUGGGAAUAGUUGUUCCAAAUUUGGUAUUUUAUAAACAUAUAACUAAUUCACUUAAUAAGACACAAUGUGGUGUGACUGAUCCUUUUGGUGGAAAAUAUGAUACGUAUAGCGGAUUAGUUGCAUAUAGCAUCAUUCCAAUCGUUGUUCUAUCACUAUUUUCUUUACUCACAUGGAGAAAUGUUCGAAAGAAAUUGGUACGAACUACAAUGAUAGAACAAACAUUAACCCGUUUAAUUUUUGCACAAAUUAUAAUGGUUCUUAUAGCAGCAAUGGCGUUUGCAUCAAGACGCAGUUAUGCACUGUAUCAAAUGAACGUAGUAAGGAAUGCACUUGAAAUAGCGCAAGACACUCUUCUCAACAGUGCAUUUCUAUUAGUUGGCUUUAUUAUUCACAGUUCGUCGUUUUAUACAUAUUUGUGUAGUUCUCGUAUAUUUCGUGAAAAUCUUCUAUUUUUACUUUGUAAAAAGCCAAUUUCAAAUCAAAUCGUCCCUCCACAACAAAUAUAA
This is a messenger RNA of Adineta ricciae, 948 nucleotides long. The record is from the annotation of a GenBank genome assembly. NCBI's taxonomy places the organism in Eukaryota, Metazoa, Rotifera, Eurotatoria, Adinetida, Adinetidae.